GCUUGAUAAACACAUGUCAAAGUUGAGGGAACGCAAUGGCGCACACUAGUGUAGUAUCGUGAAACUUCAUAUGAAUCAUGUGAAUUCAUUUAUACUCUUGGUUUGCACUGAUGACAUUGCUUUUUUUCUUUCGGGGUUACAUGAUAUUUGCUAUUUGCAUCCUUUGGAAACUCAGCAGCUGGCAGUUGUAAUGAUAACUGAUAAAGGUCACAAUAAGAGCGGUUUAUUGUGUUCAGAUCUGUUCGGAGCCGAGACUUUGAGAUGAGCUCUCAGAAAAGUUCUUCAGGACCCAAGGGGGACAUUACACCCUUCCAGCAGAUGAUUUCGUCUUGCUCUGGGGCAAUUAUUACGUCACUGUUUGUAACCCCUCUGGAUGUGGUGAAGAUCAGACUGCAGGCACAAAAGAAUCCUUUUCCCAAAGGAAAAUGUUUUGUGUACUGUAAUGGCCUGAUGGAUCAUAUAUGCGUCUGUGACAAUGGCAAUUCAAAGGCAUGGUACAAAGCACCUGGUCAUUUCAAUGGCACUUUGGAUGCCUUUAUUAAGAUUAUACGUAUGGAAGGAAUCAGGUCACUAUGGAGCGGCCUUCCUCCAACACUAAUGAUGGCAGUGCCCGCGACCAUGAUCUAUUUCACAUGUUACGAUCAGCUGUGUGCUGUUCUCAAGGUCAAGAUGGGAGACCGAUCGGACCUGGCACCACUGUUGUCCGGCGCUAUCGCGAGAGUGGGUUCGGCCACAGUAAUCAGCCCCCUGGAGCUGAUCCGCACAAAGAUGCAGGCUGAGAAACAAUCGUACAGGGAGCUGAGCGCCGUGAUCCGGUCAUCGUUGCACAGCGAGGGCUGGCGGUCUCUGUGGAGGGGCUGGGGACCCACGCUGCUCCGAGACGUCCCUUUCUCAGCUAUGUACUGGUUUAACUAUGAGAAGGGUAAAGCCUGGCUCUGUGAAUACAACAGCUGUACAGAUCCAACCUUUGCCAUCACAUUCACAGCUGGAGCGCUGUCUGGAUCGUUUGCGUCGAUCAUCACACUUCCAUUUGAUGUGGUCAAGACAAAACGACAGGUAGAACUGGGUGAACUGCAGACAAUGAACUUGUCCUCACAAGUCUCAUCCAGCACAUAUAAUGUGAUGAAAAGGAUAGUUGCCGAAAAUGGAGUAUCAGGACUAUUUGCAGGUUUUAUGCCAAGGCUGAUUAAAGUGGCUCCGGCAUGUGCUAUUAUGAUCAGCACAUACGAGUUCGGAAAAGCUUUCUUCCGCAGAUAUAACCAGCAGAAACGGAGCGUGACCCGACUGCAGCCCAGCGUAUGAUCUCACUCUGCAAAUCACUGAAUAACAACAACACUUGUUCACAGGCUUUUAGAAUACAGAUCAUUUACCAUAGAUCACUACACAUUUUUCCCAUCUUGUAUUAGUCCUUGGUGUCUGUCUAGCAGGGUUGUCCAAUCCUGCUCCUGCAGAGUUAAUCCCAAUUAAACACACCUGAACCAACAAAUCAAGGUCUUAUUAGGCAUACUAGAAACUUCCAGGCAGGUGUGUUGAGGUUAGCUGGAGCUCAACUCUGCAGGACAGUGGCCCUCCAGGACUGUCUGGACAGCCCUGUUCUAAAGAAAAGUCUAGUUCAUAGACUUGCUGUGAAAUAAAUACUUUUUACUUCUCUAUAUUAAGUAUUUAAAAGGAAUCCUUUAAGGAAUUAAAGGAAUAUCUUCCUCUUAGAUCAAAUAGUUGAAAAUCAAAUAUAAUUUAAUAUUUGCAUUUUGAUAUUUAUUUAAGGAGGUGAUGAAACAUAAACCCUACCAUAUAAAUUUGUCUAUCUCCUGUGAAGAACCUUUUCUUGAAUCAUUGUGAUUGAUUUUAUUCGACCUGUUCAGUCUUGUCAACUUUUUGGUUGUUUAAAAAGUCUUAGUCGUGUUUCAGGAAUUUCUAUGUGUGUAUGGUGCCAAAAAAACCUGAAGCUGUAUGUAUGUAUGUAUUAAUGACACUUAAAUAAUUGAUUUUUAAUUGUUAAUUAGUAGAUUUUCUGACCCUAUGCCUAAAUAGCGACUAUCAACAGUUUUUAAACAAUUGCACUGUGUAAAUGAAUUAACUUUAAGUGCUUCAAUAAUGAAUUAUUUAAAAU
This is a messenger RNA of Megalobrama amblycephala (Wuchang bream), 2110 nucleotides long. It is a transcript of the gene slc25a40, whose product is annotated as solute carrier family 25 member 40. The coding region runs from base 262 to 1302 and encodes 346 amino acids. The transcript is spliced from 11 exons. NCBI's taxonomy places the organism in Eukaryota, Metazoa, Chordata, Actinopteri, Cypriniformes, Xenocyprididae. Gene Ontology annotation, biological process: mitochondrial transmembrane transport. The record is from RefSeq and is a predicted model, not a curated record.